Chenopodium quinoa (quinoa) is the source of this 927-nucleotide messenger RNA. RefSeq names its product glycine-rich protein 23-like. Bases 61 to 540 code for a protein of 159 amino acids. The record is from RefSeq and is a predicted model, not a curated record. The transcript has a single exon. NCBI's taxonomy places the organism in Eukaryota, Viridiplantae, Streptophyta, Magnoliopsida, Caryophyllales, Amaranthaceae.
CUACGCUUUCAAAUUACUUCACAAUCAACUGAUUUGAUAGUUUUGAAACAAAAAUUAAACAUGGAUCGUCUAAAAUGUAUUGCACUAUUCAUUGCCCUACUUGUUACAACUUCUUUUGCUGAGAUUGAGAGACCUGAGAAUAGGGUAGCUAGGAAGGAAUUGGGUAUAGACCUUGGUGGUGUAGGGGUUGGAUUAGGGUUAGGGCUAGGCUUAGGUCUUGGUGGUGGAUCGGGCUCUGGAGCUGGUGCUGGAGCUGGAUCAGGGUCCGGUGGUUCAAGUUCUAGCUCAAGUUCUGCUUCAUCUAGCUCAAGCUCGAGCUCAGGUGGAGGUGGAAAUGCAGGUUCUGAAGCAGGCUCCUAUGCUGGCUCAAGCGCUGGGUCUAGAUCAGGAGGUCGUGGAUCACGAGGAGGCGGACGAGGAGGAGGUGGUGGUGGUGGCGGUGGUGGCGGUGGCGGUGGUGGAGGUUCCGGUGGUGGAAGUGGAUAUGGACAUGGUGAAGGUGGUGGAUAUGGCAGAGGUUACGGAGGUGGUGGAGAUUAAGCAUAAGUUCUAAUUUAAAAUUGUUCAUUGUUUGAUGUGACAAUAAUGUAUGGCAACAUAUGUAUCGUACAAACAGAAUAAAAGAGUACUUUAUAUAUUAAGGAAAUUAAGUCCAUUCGCUUGCAUGGCUUGGAUUUGUAUUGUUCCUAAAUCAUGUACUCGGUGUGUUCAAUGUAAAGGAAAAUAUCUAUUAUAGUGAAGUUCAACUCACAUCUUAUAUACUAGUGUAUACUCUGUAAUUCGGUAAUAAGUCUAAUAACUCUUUUCUAAUGACAAGUAGAACAAAGAUAAGAAGGUUGAAUUUAUUACUCGUACUACUUUAAGUAGUGUAUGUAUAAAAGUUUUUUCUUUUUUCCUCAAAAUGUAGUGAAUGAGAUAAAAGGUUAA